Messenger RNA from Dovyalis caffra, 1908 nucleotides. The record is from the annotation of a GenBank genome assembly. NCBI's taxonomy places the organism in Eukaryota, Viridiplantae, Streptophyta, Magnoliopsida, Malpighiales, Salicaceae.
AUGUUGAAACUGAAAAACCAAGCCACCCUUUUCUCUAACCAUGAAAAGCUUCGGUUCUUCUCAGCUUCUACAGCUUCUGCAGCUAUUUCAGACACCAUACCUCAGCCUCAAUUUCCACAACAAUCCACCUUAGAUUCCAAUGCCCAAAUAAAAAACAUGCCAAGUACUCAUCUUUCAUUCUCUUUAGACCCCGAUCUUUUUAUCUCCACGCUUUUUAAGUGUAAAAACAUUUUUCAAAUUCAACAAGUUCACUGCCAGGUAAACACUACUGGCAUAACUAGUGACCUUGUUGUUGCUAAUAAGCUCCUAUACAUAUAUGCAAGACACAAAGAUUUAGUUAGCACUUACCUCUUGUUUGAUAAAAUGGAAGAGAGAGACCCAGUUUCUUGGACUGUUAUGAUUGAUGGGCUUGCUAAAAAUGGUGAUUAUAAACUUUGUUUUGAGACGUUUAGGGAGCUUAUUAGAUGUGGGUCAAAACCUGAUAACUAUUCAUUGCCAUCUGUUAUAAGAGCUUGUAGGGACACAAUGGGGUUGAUUAUGGGUAGAUCGAUUCAUUGUGUGGCAUUGAAAAAUGGGUUAGAUUUUGAUCAUUUUGUGUGUUCUACUUUGCUGGACAUGUAUGCAAAAUGCGGCAUAAUUGACAAUGCCAAGCAGCUGUUUGAUAAAAUGCCUAAAAAGGACCUUGUCACUCGGACAGUCAUGAUUGGAGGGUAUGCUGAAUGUGGAAAACCAAACGAAUCGUGGGUUUUGUUUGAUCAGAUGAGAAAAGAGGGUUUUGUGCCUGACAAGGUUGCGAUGGUGACUAUUGUAAAUGCUUGUGCUAGAUUAGGCGCUACGAAUAAAGCUAGGUUAGUUCAUGACUAUAUAUGUGCUAAGAGGUAUUCUUUGGAUGUGGUAUUGGGGACGGCGAUGAUUGAUAUGUAUGCUAAAUGUGGGAGCGUUGAUUCUGCUAGGGAAAUUUUUGAUAGGAUGGAGCAAAAGAAUGUGAUUUCAUGGAGUGCAAUGAUCGGGGCUUAUGGAUGCCAUGGACAAGGCAGGGAGGCGCUUGAUUUGUUUCAUAUGAUGUUGAGUAGUGGAAUACGACCUAAUCAAAUAACAUUUGUUUCGUUGCUGUACGCUUGUAGUCAUGCAGGUUUGGUCGAUGAAGGUCUUCAACUUUUCUCUUUGAUGUCAGUUAAUUAUGGUGUGAGGCCUAAUGUGAAGCACUAUACUUGCAUGGUUGAUCUCCUGGGGCGUGCUGGGAGGCUAGAUGAGGCAUUGAGAUUAAUUGAGAACAUGAAGGUUGAGAAAGAUGAGGGGGUAUGGUGUGCUUUGCUUGGAGCAUGUAGAAUCCAUAAGAAGGUAGACUUGGCAGAGAAGGCAGCAAAAUUGCUUCUUGCGCUACAAACUCAGAAUCCGGGACACUACAUAUUGCUUUCAAAUAUUUAUGCAAAUGCUGGCAGGUGGAAAGAUGUGGCAAAAAUUAGGGAUCUAAUGACCAGAAGAAGGCUAAAGAAAGUGCCUGGUUAUACUUGGAUUGAGGUGGAUAGCAUUAUUUAUCAAUUUGGUGCUGGAGAUAGUAGUCAUCCUCGAUCAAAGGAGAUCUAUGAGAUGCUGAAGAGUUUAAGUCAGAAAUUGGAAUCAGCUGGUUAUGUCCCUGAUACAAACUCUGUGUUACAUGAUGUUGAUGAGGAGGUUAAACUUGGAAUUUUGUAUGCACAUAGUGAGAAGUUGGCAAUUGCAUUUGGCCUUAUUGCCACACCUGAGGGAACAGCAAUCGGGAUUACAAAGAAUCUGAGGGUUUGUGGUGAUUGUCACACAUUUUGUAAGCUGGUGUCAGCUAUCACACACAGGGAUAUCAUUGUACGCGACGCUAACCGAUUUCACCACUUUAAGGAAGGGACUUGUUCUUGUAGAGACUAUUGGUAA